Penaeus chinensis is the source of this 1397-nucleotide messenger RNA. RefSeq lists its product as uncharacterized. NCBI's taxonomy places the organism in Eukaryota, Metazoa, Arthropoda, Malacostraca, Decapoda, Penaeidae. Bases 527 to 1018 code for a protein of 163 amino acids. The record is from RefSeq and is a predicted model, not a curated record. The transcript is spliced from 3 exons.
GUAACCGCUUUACAACAUUGUAACUUACGAACUCCUUACAAUAUUGUAAGUGACCCAUACUCAAAAAAAAUUUACAAUGUUGUAAGCACAUUGUAAGGCUAAUGUCAACAUCGUAAGUUAAUUCCCUAGGCUGCCAAGAGAGGUCACAUCGGUAGGUGAUUGACCAAUCAGCAGUCAGCCUCGUAGACGUAACAGCCAAUGAGAAGCCACAAAUCUCAGCUGUUUUAUCACCGUGCUACACCAAAGGUAAACAACGCCAUGGAAGGUCCAACUCAAAAGAAAAGAAGGCCAAAUUUCUCAGACGAAGAGAUGUUGGCUUUAAUAGAAGCUGUGGCAACGAAGAAGAAUGUGGUUCUGGGUAAAUCAGAUAACAGAAUAACCGCACAAGUGAAAAAUAACGCCUAGGAGAGUGUGACUAAGGAAGUGAGUCUUGUCGCUCGCGUACCGAGGAAUGUGAAUGUAGGGCGUAGGAAGUUCACAGACCUAAGAGCAGCUUGAAAAAAAGGCAGCACAAGAGGAAAAACACAUGGGAGGAACAGGUGGUGGCCCAGCAGUUUUCACAAACUACACUCCUCUUGAAGAAACUAUUUUAACACUGACUGAGCCUGUUGAUAUUACUGGUUUACUAGGGGUUUAUGAAAAUGAGACAGAAGUUGAUGAUGUUGCAGAACCAACUCAUGGGCCAUCUGGGAUAGCAUCUCAGGCCAUAACAGACUCGAAAGUUGUUGUAACAUUGGAUGAGGGCACUCCAGAGGAGCAAGAAAUGACAAUAUCUAUUGUGUCAAUGGACCACACUUACUCUUCAGAAUUACCUCCUUUUUUAAUAGAAGACAGUGACGCUCAGGAUGGAGGAAGCAGGCAUAGUCAUAGCAGAAGAUCAGAAGAAAGGAGAAUUUUGCCUGACAUGCUUCAGAUACAAGCAAAUAUAGAAAUUCACUUGAAACAGCUUGUAAGCUCAGUAAAAGACAUUGCAUCAGCAUUACAAACAAUUGCUGGUGUUAUAAAAGAUAAGGCAUAAGUUCUUAUUUUUAUCAAAUGAUGAAAUAUUUUAGUUUUUCUCCCAUUCAAUUCUAGUCUUAAUCUACCCAUUUAUAGUACACAGUUGACAUUAAUUUGUGAUAGGCAUUUAACAAAAUCAUAAUGUUAAGUUAUUGCUUGAGAGACUAAGUCUAAAAUAAGUCUUUAUUUCGGAGUUCCUUUAUUUCUUUAAUACAGACUAAGGCAAAAAUCCAUUAUAUAUUAUUUAUUUUUUGUUCGCAUUAAUGUUUGCACUGAGGUUGUGAAAAUUGUAUUUUGGUUUUAUGAUAUAGGUUAAGACCAUUUUAUCCAGUUUGGAAGAAUCAUAUUUUAAUAGGGAGGGAAUUCAGGAUUUUAUUAUUUUUUUAGGAAAAAAAUGA